Messenger RNA from Ostrinia furnacalis (Asian corn borer), 968 nucleotides. Its product is annotated as UPF0729 protein AAEL015238. The transcript has a single exon. The record is from RefSeq and is a predicted model, not a curated record. Lineage: Eukaryota; Metazoa; Arthropoda; Insecta; Lepidoptera; Crambidae. The coding region runs from base 197 to 475 and encodes 92 amino acids.
GUCAAAAAAAAUCUGUGGAGUGGUGAAUAAACUAAAGUUGAAGGAAAACAAGCAUUGUGCUGAUUUUCGAUCGCAGAAUUUACUCAUUUCCAUCUGUUUCGAAAUCUAUAGAAAUUUAUUUACGUGCACUAACUACAUAUAGCACUGUGAUAUCAAAAAAGCAUUUACUUUUGUGGAGCCAACCAAAUUUACAAACAUGGUGUGUGUUCCUUGUUUCAUCAUUCCCGUGUUGUUAUUUCUAUGGCAUAAGUUUAUUCAGCCUUAUGUUCUGCGCUUCUGGAAUCCAUGGGCCGUUAAAGAUGCUGACGGAAACGUGAAAACUGAGUUCCCGUUUAAAUGUGAAGGAGGAGUUUGCGCCUUUAGCAGAGGGUCUGGGAAGAAAGAAAAGCUAGAAGAAAAAAAACCAGAUGACGUAUCAGCUGAUCCUUGCAAUGACACUGCUCCUCCUUCUGACGCGAGGCUCAAAGCAGAUUAAAACUCACCAAACGCUCGUUAGCCUUUACUCUGGUGGUAGUCCUUCAAUGCAUUUAUAUUUUCGUAUCUGACUAGAUAACUAAUGAAAAAUGAAAUAUUUUAAAGUUACAAAAGUUAAGUUUGGGGUGGUAUAGAUUUAUUUUAAAAAUAAUAGCAAGAAUCCACAAGGACUUUAUAAACAUGUGUUGUUGUAACCAUGAAUGUAUUAUUUAGUUAGGCGUUUUUAAACUUAUGCUCCAAAGAGAAAUUAAAAGAAUGUCUCUUUCCAGAUUUAAUACCUGUAUUUGUCUGAAAAACAAUGUAACUAUUGAUGAAUAACUAUAUUAAAAGGUUGUUGUUAAUUUGUCUGUUUAGCUUUAUUAUAAUUAUGUUGCUAUAUGAGUAUUAGUAUCUAUUAUUUUGUGAUAUCCACACACAAAAUCUUAUUAUAAUAGAGUAGGCUGAGAAUUUCAAUGUAAAUAACUAUUUAUUUUUUCAAUAAACAAUGAACAUAA